AGCAAAACAUCAACAGGUUUAGUUCUAAGAAGCUGGAACAACAACAACAACAACAACACACAGAUGCCUGUCUCUACCACAGCACAUGUCAUUCAAACUGGUUCCCCAGAGAAACGGCACCGCCAUCAACUACCCUCGCUCAUUAUGGCUCCCUGGUCUUUCUACCCUGAACUUCUAGUUUCAACGCCUGUGAUUAGUCAGUCAUGUUCUUCAUCGAAAAUCUCCUCACCAAUCAGCGUGGAAUCACGCCGCGUCUCAUCUUCUCCUCACAUUGCUACCUCACCAUACCACUUGACCGCACCAUCAAUACCCAGAACAUUGCCUUCCCCGAGUCUUCAGCACCAUAGUCCUGUGUCAUCUCCUCAUGCCAAUCCUGCAAUGGCCACCACUGCUACAGCUGUACAGGCCAACAACAUCUGGGCAAACAACUCAACCGGAUACAACUCGUCCGUCGCAGUAGCAGCAGCAGCUGCUGUUGCUGCCGCUGCUGCUGCCGCCGCCAGUGACCAAGACAUGCCCUUAAAUCUGUCCAAGCCAAGAUAUGAAAUGAAGCUGGAGAAAUCUUCAUCCGAAGACUCUGUGAAUCUGAGUGCCUCUCAGUCAAAGGUAGAAGCUAUUAUAACUCCACCCCCCGCUCAUAGUAACCAUCAACAACGUCUGCCAUUAACAUCUUCCCCUACAGAAAUGUCCGCUUUGGUUGGUAGCCGGACACCAUUUGGGGUUGCUCCACCGCCUCAGUACGUGAGCAGCCCGUACCUUGGUCUUCCUAACCAUGCUGCAGUUCCUGUUGGACUGUCCCUCAAUAAUCUUUCACCACAUACAACAAGUUUAAAUGGGAAACCUUCACCGUCGGAAUCAGAAAAGGACAGUUUGGUCCAAGAGGUUCUCGUCAGACAGCUCUCUCAGAAUGUUAACAACCAAGUAUUUCCAAUGCACUUACCCAUGUAUGCAGUUCCUUCAACAACAAUGCCUCAAUUAUCGCAGCUGGCUGCAUGCAAAGACAACAGGGUUAUGAUGCCUGCGGAGAUGUCUCAUGAAGAGAAUCACACCUAUGUCCAACAUUUGCAGAGCAAAAUGUUUGGUGCCAAAAUCAUCCGUGCUCAUAAAGAGAAACCUGACCCAAGCAAGCCCCAUGUAAAACGACCAAUGAAUGCAUUCAUGGUAUGGGCAAGAGAAGAGAGAAGGAAAAUUCUGAAAGCAUGUCCUGACAUGCAUAAUUCUAACAUUAGCAAGAUUUUGGGGGCCAAAUGGAAAGCUAUGUCUAAUGCUGAGAAACAACCGUAUUAUGAAGAACAAUCUCGUCUAAGCAAGUUACAUAUGGAGAAACAUCCAGAUUACCGGUAUCGACCAAGGCCAAAAAGAACAUGCAUAGUAGAUGGGAAGAAACUGCGGAUAUCAGAAUAUAAAGCUUUGAUGAAAAGUCGAAGACAAGACAUCCGACGAGUUUGGUACAAUGAAAGUGGAACAACUUAUGUGGAAGAUGUGGCAAUGCUGAACAAAUCUCUAGGAAAUGAAAUUUCGUUAGAAAAUAGUAAAUAUGGCACUCUUUGGCCAGGAAGUGAAAAUAGCUCACCCUAUGACACCAACCAAUUACUAGGGUCCAAUAUGUCUGGUAAAGAUGGCAAAGAUUCAGAAUUCCAGGGUAAACUCAAAUCCGAUGAAACAAACAGUGAAGACGGAGAUGGCAGCGAUAUUAACGAUAUUAUGUCCGAUGUGAGUCUGGACGCUUCAUACAGCACGGCUGGCAGCAAUAGUUCACACAUGCAGCUCGGCGAAGUUGCAGCAUCUGUAUCAUAGCCAACAACAUCAAUACACAACAACAGAACCUGAAUUUAAUAGGACUGACUGUCUGUCUGUCUGUCAGUGUGUGUGUGUGUGUCUGUCUGUCUGUGCUCUCUGAUUUGACAAUAUGGCCCAAGGUGACUGAGAAUCUGAGCAGGCCAUGACAAAAAAGUAGGGAAAAACAUGACAUUUGGAAA
Messenger RNA from Octopus sinensis (East Asian common octopus), 1979 nucleotides. Its product is annotated as transcription factor SOX-5-like. The transcript is spliced from 8 exons. NCBI's taxonomy places the organism in Eukaryota, Metazoa, Mollusca, Cephalopoda, Octopoda, Octopodidae. Gene Ontology annotation, cellular component: nucleus. Bases 64 to 1797 code for a protein of 577 amino acids. The record is from RefSeq and is a predicted model, not a curated record. Gene Ontology annotation, molecular function: RNA polymerase II cis-regulatory region sequence-specific DNA binding; DNA-binding transcription factor activity, RNA polymerase II-specific. Gene Ontology annotation, biological process: regulation of transcription by RNA polymerase II; cell fate commitment.